AUUUUCUUGAAAUUUCAUAAAAUUAAUACACUGGCAUUAUCCACCUCUACUUGGUCUUUCCCGCGUAUGUCCUCUCUUCCUCUUUCACUCCCAAGACACCCAUCUUCACUCUCGGGGCAAACCCUACAAUCUCACUAUCAAAUGGCUCAAGUGCUCUUUGUCCGAGUAUUUAACUCCACAGAAAUGUAUAAAGCUUCUUCUUCUCCUCCUUCAAAACCAUCAAAAUUCACCAAGAAAAUCCGAGAGCCAAACCCUUCAAUUUCGACUCGUAAAACAGGUCCUGUCAAUCCUGCACACAAAAAGCAGAAGCUGAAUUUGGAGGUUUCUCCUCACAGAGCUGUCUCGGCAGUUAGGUUGAUGCGUAUAGAGCUUGGUGGUGCUUUUGCUGACCUCUUGAAUCGGAGUGGGAAGGGUUCAGGUGACAAUGAAAUGGCAUAUGUUGAAAGAACUCUUGGGUUUCGCACCCGUGCUUUGGAUGAUAAAGAUCUCAGACUGGUCACAGACAUUGUUGGAGGCACCAUUCGUUGGAGAAGAUAUCUUGAUCAUUUGAUUCUUUCAUUAUUCCAUGACGAGAACACAUUUAGAAGCAUAGAACCUCUUCUGUUACAGAUUCUCCGAAUUGGUUUCUACGAGAUUGUCAAGCUACAAAUGCCCCCAUAUGCCGUAGUGGAUGAGAAUGUGAGGCUUGCAAAAGUUUCUCUGAGACCCGGUGCUGGUAACAUGGUCAAUGGGGUUCUUAGAAGACUAGUUUUGCUUAAGGAAAAUAACUCCCUUCCUUUACCCAAAGUGGAAGGCAAUGAUCGUUCACAAUCACGUGCUCUUGCCACACUUCAUUCUCAUCCAGUUUGGAUGGUGCGACGAUGGAGAAAGUACCUUGGGCUUGAGGAAGCUAUUAAGCUGAUGAUAUGGAAUAACAGUGAUCCCAGUUAUAGCCUCAGGGCAAACAGUGGAAAAGGUUUCACAAGAGCCGACCUUGUGAUGCGGCUCGAAACAUUGAAGGUCCCAUAUGAACUUUCUUCCCAUUUGGAUGAUUUUGUUCGUAUCAGAACUGGGAUGCAGAUUGUAAAACAAGCUGGAUUACUGAAAGAAGGGUUAUGUUCAGUCCAGGAUGAAAGUGCAGGUUUGGUAGUUUCUGUUGUAGAUCCACAACCUGGUGAGAGCAUUAUUGAUUGUUGUGCUGCUCCUGGAGGGAAGACCCUUUUCAUGGCAUCCCUUUUGAAUGGCCAAGGUAAGGUAUCCGCAAUUGACAUAAACGAAGGCCGGUUGAGAAUCCUUAGAGAGACAGCCAAGUUGCUCCGAGUUGAUGAUAUCGUCACCACCAUUAAUGCUGAUCUUCGUAUAUUUGCUGACAAUGAUCAGGUAAAGUUCGAUAAAGUUUUGCUGGAUGCUCCAUGUUCUGGACUGGGUGUCCUCUCCAAGAGAGCAGACUUGCGUUGGAAUAGGAGAUUAGAAGAUUUGGAACAGCUUAAGGAUUUACAAGAUGAACUUCUUGAUGCAGCUUCCAUGUUGGUAAAGCCUGGCGGAAUACUGGUAUAUAGUACCUGUUCAAUUGAUCCUGAAGAGAAUGAAGAGAGGGUGGUUGCAUUCCUUAUAAGACAUCCAGAAUUCAGCAUAGAUCCUGCUGAAAGAUAUGUACCACCUCAUUUUGUCACAGAACAUGGUUUCUAUUUCUCAAACCCUGUGAGGCAUUCACUUGAUGGAGCCUUCGCAGCUCGUCUUGUUCUAUCUUCAUAAAACAAAUGUAAAAUUUCUUGAAGUUGCUUCCAGGCACACCCAGUUCCCGGUAGAAAGUCCAUUUCACAGGCCACAGUCUCUCUCCUUUAUGGUUCCCUCAACAGAAACUCACUUUACAAUUGAGGCGUGAUGAAAACCCUCUAAACUUAUUGAGAAGACAGAUGACUGAGCACAAGUGAAAAAAGGGUUAACAUGGGACCAGCCCUCAUUGGGUGUUUUAAAAGUAUACAUGAAUGCAGAUCCUGUGAGUUUGCAAUAAUGGGAUCCAGAAUGAGAGUCGGACGUCAAUACAGAGGCAAAUUAUCUGAUAUCUUAGAGCAUGUCAGAUUGAUAAACUCAGUUCCAAUUAAUUCCGAUGAUAAGACAUUGGGAGAUGCUCCAGGAACUUCAUUCACGACAGCUCCUAAGUUUUAUCUUGAAGAGGCACAUCACCAGUUGGCAGUUGGGAUCAUUGAUGGAUCAGAUCAGUGAACUAUUAAUGCCAUUGGUUUACGUCUAUGUAAAACCUAUAUAGUUUUACUGAUUGUAGCCAUUUUGUGUAGUUUUAUCUAUUCUUUUAUAACCUUUGUAGCAUUUCCAUGACUGUGAUGCAAGUCUCCGUGGAACUAAUAGUGAGCUCAUUUGAUUCUUUGUAUACUGCUGAACCUCAGCUUGGUAAAUGAGUUAGAAACUUCGGAUU
This is a messenger RNA of Cornus florida, 2413 nucleotides long. RefSeq lists its product as uncharacterized. Lineage: Eukaryota; Viridiplantae; Streptophyta; Magnoliopsida; Cornales; Cornaceae. The coding region runs from base 67 to 1734 and encodes 555 amino acids. The transcript has 18 exons. The record is from RefSeq and is a predicted model, not a curated record. Gene Ontology annotation, biological process: rRNA processing; regulation of DNA-templated transcription; RNA methylation. Gene Ontology annotation, molecular function: rRNA methyltransferase activity; RNA binding.